This is a messenger RNA of Uranotaenia lowii, 2248 nucleotides long. RefSeq names its product ribosome-releasing factor 2, mitochondrial (gene mRRF2). The transcript has 4 exons. Bases 18 to 2237 code for a protein of 739 amino acids. Gene Ontology annotation, biological process: ribosome disassembly; mitochondrial translation. Gene Ontology annotation, cellular component: mitochondrion. NCBI's taxonomy places the organism in Eukaryota, Metazoa, Arthropoda, Insecta, Diptera, Culicidae. The record is from RefSeq and is a predicted model, not a curated record. Gene Ontology annotation, molecular function: translation elongation factor activity; GTP binding; GTPase activity.
UCGAUCCCUGAACCAACAUGUUGUGCAACCGAUUAAUUUUACAUCGGUCCAAACGGCUCCUGUUUUACGGCAGUCCGGUACGGUGGAACCAUACCGACCUACCAAAGAACAAUCUGAAUGAGAAAUACAUUCGCAACAUUGGAAUUCUGGCUCACAUCGAUGGGGGUAAAACCACAACGACGGAACGAAUGUUGUUUUACUCCGGUAAAACCCACUCUCUGGGCGAAGUCCAUCACGGCAAUACGGUGACGGAUUUUCUGAGCCAAGAGCGGGAACGGGGCAUCACUAUUUGUAGUGCGGCCGUCAGUUUCGAUUGGCGGGAUCAUCGAAUAAACUUGCUGGAUACCCCGGGCCAUAUCGAUUUCACUAUGGAAGUCGAACAGUCCCUGGCGGCCGUUGACGGAACCGUUGUCAUUCUGGACGGAUCGGCGGGAGUCGAGGCACAAACGGUAACCGUAUGGGGACAAGCCGAUCGGCAUCGGUUGCCCCGGCUGGUUUUCGUAAACAAGAUGGACAAGGAAAGUGCCGACUUUGAAGGCUGCCUGCAGGAAAUUAGACAGAAGCUGGGAGUGACUCCAUUGCCGCUUCAGAUGCCUUUAAGGGAAAAUAACAAGCUGAACGGAAUCAUUGACAUCCUUGCGGGGACCGAAAUACGGUUUGACGAAAAAACCACUGGUCGAACCUUUCAGCAGCUGCCUCUGCAAGGCAAAAACCUGGAACAAGUGCGAUCAAAUCUGUACCAAGUUAUUGACGCUCUCUCCGGAAUGGAUGACAACUUGGCCCAAGCCAUCAUCGAAUCGGACAGCAUGGAGAAUUUGGCACCGGAGCUGGUGCUACGAGCAAUUCGUGACUGUACCCUGAAGCAGCAAAUCGUACCGGUUCUGCUGGGUUCGGCCUACAAAAACAUCGGAGUUCAGCUCCUAAUGGAUGGGGUAUUGCGCUAUCUUCCAGCGCCGAAUGAGCGUAACAAAAUCUACGAUAGUUUCGGUUCAGAAUUCGUUGGAAAAAUAUCGAAGGUGACGCACGACAAGCAGCGAGGACCGCUGAGUUUGGUUCGUGUUUUCCGGGGUGAGCUGAAGAAGGGUGCUAAAAUUACUACCGCCAAAGGUGUUACGGAAAGUGUGCAACGAAUCUACGCUCCCUGGGCGGACGAGUAUCGGGAAAUUUCAUCUGUCGGUCCAGGAAACAUUGGCCUAUGUGCAGGACCCAAAUCGACCGUAACCGGAGAUUUAGUCGUAGCGAAUGCGUCGGUUCUGAGAAGUGCAUUGAAAAAGAUGAGCUCUUCAAAGUUCGAGGAAGUAGACGAAGAUGAAAUACUGGCUAAAAAACUGUCCUUGCAAACGGUCGUACCAGAUGCAGUUUAUUUUUGUUCUAUAGAACCAGCCUCGUCAGCUUAUCAGACUGCACUAGACAAUGCUUUGAAGGCAAUGCAACGUGAAGAUCCUAGUCUAAGAGUUUCCUACGACGAAACGACCAUGCAAACCGUUCUCGGAGGAAUGGGAAAACUGCAUUUGGAAAUCGUCAAAUCGAGAAUAAUGUCCGAAUACAAAAUAGAUGUCGACUUGGGACCUCUUCAGAUUGCCUACAAGGAAACACUGGAGCAAGGUUGUCGAGGCAGCUGGACUGCUGAAAAAGAGAUUGCUGGUCAUAAACAACUGGUUCGAAUGGAAUUGUCCAUCCAUGAAGAAAAAAAGGACGAAAGAUUCAUUCUGGACAAUUCCCCAGAAGCUCAGGACAACCUCAAAUUGAUUCGUCCUCGACAAAUGUCUUUCAUACGCAAAGGUUGUCUGGCAGCAUUGGAACGUGGCCCGAAGUUGGGUGGUCAACUGAUGGGUGUCGCAAUAACUAUACACAAUCUAACGAUUGGUAAAGGAACGGCCGAUACUUUUAUAAUGGCUGCGGCGGCUCAAAGUGUUCAGCACGUGCUUUCCACUGCAAAAUGUCGUCUUAUGGAACCAAUAAUGCUGUUGGAAGUGGCCAUGCCAGCCGAGUACGUCGGUACAGUGUUAGCAGAUUUAAGCAAGCGUCGGUGCACCGUUUUAGAUGUAAGUUCUCGUGGGCAGACGCAUAAAGUGCUGAGUGCCAACGCACCAUUGGCGGAAUUGGAUGACUACUCAAGCGAAGUUAGACGCAUCAGUUCUGGGACGGCCAGCGUUUCCAUGCAACCGAACGGCUACGAACUGUUGAGUGAGCUAGAUGAAGAAAGUGCCAUUCGAAGGGCGCAUGGUUUGGAAUAAAGGGAAGAAAG